This is a messenger RNA of Phalacrocorax carbo (great cormorant), 1466 nucleotides long. Lineage: Eukaryota; Metazoa; Chordata; Aves; Suliformes; Phalacrocoracidae. The record is from RefSeq and is a predicted model, not a curated record.
GUGGGGGUCGGGGACCACCGAGGAGCACGAGGUGGGGAGUCCCCAUCCCCGCUGCAUCCCGGUACGGAGCUGGUGGGGUGUCCCACCACCCGUCACCAGGAGCAGCACCCACGACACCCAUCCCGGGAGGGUCCCCAGGCACCCACCGAUGGUCCCCGCUCGCCCUUCGACCCAGGCGAUGGAGCCAGAGCUCCCGGACCCUCUCCAGGAGCCACCGGACAAGCUCUUCCCAGGCAGCGUCAUCCCCGAUCCCCCAUUCUCUGGCUUGGUCCCGUCUCCCAGCAGCUUCGAGCCAGCCUUCGAGGGCUGGACGCUCCCCGAGAACGGCGGGAGCAAAGCCGAGGAGCUGCUGCGGUUGACGGUGAACCCCAACGACGUCUGCGGCCUGGGCCUCGCCCCCGCCCCCCCGGACGCUACCCCAGAGUGCCCCCGGCCUGAUGGGCCCCCCGCUGCCGCCACCACCACCGCCGCCACGCUUUACGAGGUGGUCUGCGACCUCAGCACCCCCCUACACGGCAGCGUCGUCUCCAUCCAGCUGGACGACUGGCUCUGCCCCGCGCUGCUCCCCAGCUCCUGCAUCGUCAAUGAACUGCCCGCCAGCCCCCUGCCUGCUCUGCUGCCUGCUGCCCUGCCAGCGCCCAGCACCACGCUUUCCCUGACAGAGGAGGAGAAGCGGCUGUUGGCACAGGAGGGGGUGACGCUGCCCGGCACCCUGCCCCUCACUCAGGCUGAGGAGCAGAUCCUAAAGAAGGUGAGAAGAAAGAUCCGGAACAAGCAGUCAGCCCAGGACAGCCGGCGGAGGAAGAAGGAAUACCUGGACGGGCUGGAGAGCAGGGCGGCCGCGUGCUUGGCCCAGAACCAGGAGCUGCGGAAGAAAAUCCAGGAGCUGGAGAAGCGCAAUGGGUCCCUGCUGCGGCAGCUGCAAACACUGAUCAAGCAGACUUCCAACAAAACAGCCCAGACCGGCACCUGCAUCCUGAUCCUGCUCCUCUCCCUGGGACUCAUCCUUUCCCCCACCUACAGCCCCUUCCGCCAGGGGCCAGGGGGCAGCCAGAAUGGUGACAGGCCCACCGGAGUGAUUUCCAGGAACAUCCUGACACAGGGGGAGCCCCUGGGAUCGGCCGGAGACGCCCCAUUCCCUGCACCGGGGUGGCUGCAGGUAGAAGAACCCAGACCUGUGGCUUCCACGGAGGAUGGAGGCGAGGGGGGGCACGGGAGGACCCCCCCUGACUGGGAGCCGGGCACCAACUCCUCAGGCCAGGCUCCUCUGGGGGAUGCAGGGGCUCUGGUGGGGACAGUGAGACGGGGACACGGGGAUGAGAUGUGACAGGCUGGGGUGGGGGCAGCAGUGGGGGGGACACCCAGCCCGGGCAGGGGUUGCUGGAUGUGCCUACCUACACCCAGCCCCAGCAGCUCUGCGUGCCGGUGAAUAAACCUGCGCUUGGUCUGCACCCCAACACGCGUUG